ACACCGAUUGUGUGCGCGCCCGAUGACGUCAUGGCGACUGUCGUCAUCAGCAGCACUACCGAAGUGGACGCGAGAAGAGUUCGAUUCAUUCAAAGAGCUGAAAGAAUCCAACAUGGCAGGACGGGAACGCAAACAAACGGACACGGAUAAAGGGAUUGUGAUCCCGGAUGACUGGCCCGGUUACCCGCUGGCCCUGUUCACCUCACCCGAGCAUUACUGCGAGGACCUGGACUGCGUCUACAUCCCACACGGAGUCAUCAUGGACAGGACAGAGAGACUGGCCAGUAAUAUCAUGGAUGAUCUUGGCGAUCAUGACAUUGUGGUGCUGUGUGUGCUGAAGGGAGGUUAUCAGUUCUGCGCUGACCUGGUGGACUGCAUCAAAGUCCUGUGCCGACACUCCAACAAGACCCUUCCCAUGAGGGUGGACUUCAUCCGGCUCAAGAGCUACCUGAAUGACCAUUCAACUCAAGAUCUUCACAUAGAAGGAGCAGAGAACCUGUCUGUGCUGAGUGGAAAGAACGUCCUGAUUGUGGAGGCCAUUGUGGACACUGGAAAGACCAUGAAGACUCUGCUGGAUCACGUCCAAGCCUUCAGCCCUAAGAUGAUCAAAGUAGCUGGUUUGCUGGUGAAGCGGGUGCCCAGUGGGACAGGAUAUCUUCCAGACUAUGUUGGAUUUGAGAUCCCUAAUCGCUUUGUGGUCGGCUAUGCCUUGGAUUACAACGAAUACUUCAGAGAUCUCAACCACAUCUGUGUGAUCAGUGACCGAGGGAAACAGAAAUACAAGAUCUGAAGAAGAUGAUCUCACUCGGACAUGAGGAUCUGAGGACUGACUGGAGGAUGGAUGUGUCUUACUGGGUUACAACUGACUGAAUACCACAUGUUCCCUGUGCACACAGAAGUAAGCAGAAAUAGCUCAUCAAUAACAUACUACUGUCACUAUAAUACAUAUAUGUUAGUAUGUUAUUUAGUCAUUAAAGGGAUAGUUGAACAAA
Messenger RNA from Carassius carassius (crucian carp), 992 nucleotides. RefSeq names its product phosphoribosyl transferase domain containing 1b (gene prtfdc1b). Gene Ontology annotation, biological process: IMP salvage; purine ribonucleoside salvage; hypoxanthine metabolic process. Gene Ontology annotation, molecular function: hypoxanthine phosphoribosyltransferase activity; magnesium ion binding. The record is from RefSeq and is a predicted model, not a curated record. The transcript is spliced from 10 exons. Bases 23 to 790 code for a protein of 255 amino acids. NCBI's taxonomy places the organism in Eukaryota, Metazoa, Chordata, Actinopteri, Cypriniformes, Cyprinidae.